This is a messenger RNA of Impatiens glandulifera, 2580 nucleotides long. RefSeq names its product cation/H(+) antiporter 15-like. Gene Ontology annotation, molecular function: antiporter activity. The record is from RefSeq and is a predicted model, not a curated record. Gene Ontology annotation, biological process: proton transmembrane transport; regulation of pH. Gene Ontology annotation, cellular component: membrane; endomembrane system. Bases 13 to 2451 code for a protein of 812 amino acids. The transcript has 3 exons. NCBI's taxonomy places the organism in Eukaryota, Viridiplantae, Streptophyta, Magnoliopsida, Ericales, Balsaminaceae.
AUCGAAGAUAAGAUGGAAGAUAGAGUUGUCAAACAAAACGACACGGUUGUCUGCUAUGCCCCGUCGAUGAUAACAACAAACGGUAUAUGGCAAAGCGACAAUCCACUCAACUAUUCCCUCCCACUUUUCGUACUCCAACUAACAUUGGUGGUUGUAACCACCCGUUUCCUCGUCCUUAUCUUGAAACCGCUUCGACAGCCUCGUGUCAUCGCUGAAAUCCUUGGCGGGGUGAUAUUAGGCCCGUCAUUAUUCGGGCAGAAUGAGGAGUUUGCCAACACGGUUUUUCCCAUUAGAAGCGUGAUGGUUCUCGAGACCAUGGCUAACAUUGGUCUACUUUACUUCAUCUUCCUAAUCGGUCUCGCGACCGAUCUCAACGUUCUCCGUCGAACCGGAAAACAAGCCUUUGUCGUCGCGCUUUCUGGUAUGAUCAUCCCAUUCAUCAUCGGAAUAUUCUUCUCCUAUUUCCUUCGGGAGAAAGCACAUGCAGUUAACCAAUACACGUUCAUGAUGUUCCUUAGUGUUGCCUUAUCUGUGACUGCGUUCCCCGUCCUCUCGAGAAUCCUCGCCGAACUAAAGCUACUCAACACCGACAUUGGUAGGCUCGCAAUGUCAUCUGCCCUCGUGAUGGAUGCGAUUGCCUGGAUUUUGCUUGCAUUCGCUGUCGCAUUGGCCGAUGAAGGUUCGACCUCGGUCGCGACCGUUUCCGUGCUUCUCUCGAGCGUGGGGUUUGUCUUCUUUUGCACGGUCGUGGUGCGACCAAUGGUGGGCUGGAUGGUGAAUCGGACGAGAGAUGGGGAGUCAAUUAGCGAUUUUUGCGUGUGCUUGGUACUCGCGGGAGUGUUGAUAUCGGGAUUCGUGACUGAUGCAAUCGGGACUAACGCGGUGUUUGGUGCGUUUGUGUUCGGGUUGGUGAUACCGAACGGGCAACUUGAAAUUACGUUGAUUGAGAAGCUUGAGGAUUUUGUAUCAGGUCUUCUGCUUCCUUUGUUUUUUGCUACAAGCGGGCUGAAAACAAAUGUGACACAAAUAACCGGAGUCGCUACCUGGUUUUAUUUGAUCCUUGUGGUCGUUCUUUCCCUCAUCGGAAAAGUGGUCGGAACCUUGAUCGCCACCACGUAUUAUCAGAUGCCGUUACGCGACGGAGUUACGCUUGGUCUCUUGAUGAAUAGCAAAGGCCUUAUUGAGGUUAUCGUGCUCAACAUUGGCAAAGACCAAAAUGUUUUGGAUGAGAAGACAUUUGCGAUAAUGGUUGUCAUAGCUAUGAGCUUGACCUCGAUGAUCAUGCCUUCAGUGACAUCAAUUUACAAGCCUACACGUAAGUUCGCCCCUUACAAGAGAAGAUCAAUUCAACUGUCCAGACCGGACGUAGAACUAAAGAUCUUAGUUUGCAUACACACACAACGCAAUGUCCCAACCAUAGUCAACCUCCUCGAGGCUUCCUACCCAUCCAAACGAUCUCCAAUUUGCGUUUAUGUCCUCCACCUCGUCGAGCUGACGGGCCGAGCCUCUGCCAUGCUCAUUGCCAAUCAUAAUCGACCCACGGCAAACCCAACCAAAGCCCAAUCCGACAACAUCAUUCGCGCGUUUUCAGAUUUCGAACGCACGGGCUACGUCUCGAUCCAACCUCUAACCGCGAUCUCGCCCUAUUCCACAAUGCACGACGACAUCUGCUGGAUGGCCGAGGACAAACGUGUGUCGUUCAUAAUCAUCCCGUUCCACAAGCAACAAACGGUCGACGGAGGAAUGGAGUCAGUGAACUCGACCUUCCGUUCGAUAAACCAAAACGUGUUGGAGAAUGCAGCAUGCUCGGUUGGGAUAUUGGUCGACCGAGGGCUAUCCCCCGUCAACGAGGUGUCGCACCACGUGGUUGUCCUGUUUUUCGGCGGCCGCGACGAUCGUGAAGCCCUUGCAUACGGCUGGCGAAUGUCGGAACACCCUGCGAUCAGGCUCAUGGUUAUACGGUUCCUACCCGGGAACUUAGCGACCGAGAUGGAAAAUCGUGGAGGCUCGACAUUCGAGAACGUCGACAAACGACGGGACGAGGACUACGUGAACGAGUUUAGAGCGUGGACUUCGAACAACGAAUCGGUUAGAUAUGUGGAGCAAGUGGUGAAUAACGGGGAGGAGACAAUGGCGUGUAUAAGAUCGAUAGAUCCGAUUCAUGAUUUGUUCAUUGUGGGACGAGAUGAAGGGAGGAUAUCGCCUUUGAAGGCCGGAUUGACGGAUUGGAGCGAGUGCCCGGAGUUGGGGGCUAUUGGGGACUUAAUAGCGUCAUCGGAUUUUGCGAUUUCGGUAUCGGUUUUGGUGGUGCAACAAUAUUCAGGGACAGGAAUGUUAGAUGAUGAGUUUGCUGUGCAGGAGAGUCCAACUAGGGUGCCACAAAAUUACCAAUAUAGUAACUUUAGUAUUGAUGGUGAUUACAACCGUUCACCACAAUGGAAGAAUUAUUAGCCCAACCUUAGGCCUUGUUUUUUCUUGAGUUUUGUUAGUAUAUGUAGAGUAAAUAUUAUACAUAGCAUUUCAAUCAUUGGGUUAAUUUAAUCUCUUCUUGUUUUUACUUUUUACCAAUGGAAAAGUUUA